Phacochoerus africanus (Common warthog) is the source of this 1835-nucleotide messenger RNA. It is a transcript of the gene SMUG1, whose product is annotated as single-strand-selective monofunctional uracil-DNA glycosylase 1. Gene Ontology annotation, molecular function: oxidized pyrimidine nucleobase lesion DNA N-glycosylase activity; single-strand selective uracil DNA N-glycosylase activity. The record is from RefSeq and is a predicted model, not a curated record. The coding region runs from base 142 to 960 and encodes 272 amino acids. Gene Ontology annotation, biological process: base-excision repair. The transcript has 3 exons. Lineage: Eukaryota; Metazoa; Chordata; Mammalia; Artiodactyla; Suidae.
GUAUUUCCGGCGGAAGUGGCUACGGCUACACCAAUCGCCUUCCCUAAACAAAGUAGACUACGACUCCCAAGGUCCUCUGCGCCCAGGGGCGGGGGAAAGGAACCGGAAGCCGGAUGGGGCACCGGACCAGGUGACAGUGGCAUGGUUGUGCCCCAGGCUCUCCCACUGGGGCCCCUCCACGAACCUGCAGGCGCCCUUAUGGAUCCCCAGCCCUCCCCUCGAAGUUUGGCUGAGGGCUUCCUGGAGGAGGAGCUCCGGCUUAAUGGUGAGCUGAAGCAACUACAGUUUUCCGAGCCUGUGGGCCUCAUCUACAAUCCUGUGGAGUACGCCUGGGAGCCACAUCGCAGCUACGUCACCCGCUACUGCCAGGGCCCCAAGCAAGUGCUCUUCUUGGGCAUGAACCCAGGACCCUUUGGCAUGGCCCAGACUGGGGUGCCCUUUGGGGAAGUGAGUAUGGUCCGGGACUGGUUAGGCAUCGGGGGCUCUGUGCUGACCCCUCCCCAAGAGCACCCCAAGCGACCAGUGCUGGGACUGGAGUGCCCUCAGUCCGAGGUAAGUGGUGCCCGGUUCUGGGGCUUUUUCCGGAACCUCUGUGGACAGCCGGAGGUCUUCUUCCGUCACUGUUUCGUCCACAACCUGUGUCCUCUGCUCCUCCUGGCCCCCAGUGGGCGCAAUCUCACCCCCGCCGAACUGCCGGCCAAGCAGCGAGAACAGCUCCUCGGGGUGUGUGACGCAGCGCUUUGCCGGCAGGUGCAGCUGCUGGGGGUGCGGCUGGUGGUGGGCGUGGGGCGCGUGGCCGAGCAGCGGGCACGGCGGGCUCUGGCUGGCCUGAUGCCCGAGGUCCAGGUGGAGGGGCUCCUGCACCCCUCCCCUCGUAGCCCACAGGCCAACAAGGGCUGGGAGUCAGUGGCCAAGGAGAGACUGAAUGAGCUGGGGCUGCUGCCGCUGCUGACGAAAUGAGUGCCCCUGCGGCCGGCACAGGUCGCGUUCAAGACCCCCAGGGUCGUUCUGGACAAGCAGAUGACCACGCGCCUCCUGGACCGGAGCGACAAGGUUCCCCUCGGCUCCCUGGUUGCUGUGACCUGCCACAGCAGUUGUGACACUACUCCUGCUCGCCCUCCCGAUUUCCUGCUCACUUCACCUUCCUCCGAGCGUGGCCUCUGGUCUGUGGGUCCCAGCGCCACCGAGGGCCGGCGCCCACAAACUGCUCUACCUCCCUGUUGCCCUGAGGGCCGCUCUUCAGUGGAGAGUGACCUCAACAGUGACUUCUGAGGUCAUAUUUGCAGUUGUAGAGAAAAGUUCUUGCCCAGAUCCCCACUCAUCCUUCAGCUCACCCCUUCGCUCACAGGGACCAGGAGAAAGCAUGAGCUAUGGAUGCUGAGGGUGAACUUCUGAUGGGAGACUGAGGCCGGGUCAGAGAGACAGAAUUCAGUGUGGCAGCACGGGAGGGACCAGAAGACCUGGAUCUCCACCCAGCCUUAAGACUUGUGAACCCCAUGACUGUAGAUGAGUUGACCGAUCUCUCCAAGCCUCAGGAGCCUCUGUAAAUUAGGGUUCCUGCCUCCUGGGGCUGGUGUGGGAAUUCACUGAGAUAACACUUACAAGUGCCUUGCACAGUGCCUGGCGCACGGGUGCUCAUCCCACCUCCCCUGGCUCUCGCCUUUGGGUGGGGGAGGCACCGCGCUACACUACACGGGGAGCCCCUCUGCUCCCAAGGCCGGGGUGGGCCUGAGUGAGGGGCAGAUUCUUGCCCCGCCAGAGCUGGACCAAUGACUUUAUGAAAAACCCAGCCUGUGAUUUUUUCAAUCUAAGCAUUAAAAGCCCCUAAACCCUUG